Messenger RNA from Dunckerocampus dactyliophorus (ringed pipefish), 1867 nucleotides. Its product is annotated as gastrula zinc finger protein xFG20-1-like. Lineage: Eukaryota; Metazoa; Chordata; Actinopteri; Syngnathiformes; Syngnathidae. Bases 295 to 1683 code for a protein of 462 amino acids. The record is from RefSeq and is a predicted model, not a curated record. The transcript is spliced from 2 exons.
GAAGACGUUAAUGAUUGGUGCACACAAAGACAUCAACAAGCCAAAGAGCAAGAAGUCGCCUUCACAAGUUGCUGUUGUAACUCCUCUCGAGUGCAUGUGGCCAAUAAGGCAUCCAGCAGCUGAUUGGUUGUCAUAAGAACGUCGCGCUCAGCCACAGUGUGGGAGCUCCACUUUUGGCCAGGCAGAGCAACAGCCAAUUAACGAGGAGUAAGCAGAGCCACAGCCCACCCACAUUCAAGAGGGAGUGGCGGAGCCACGACCCCCUAUGUUAAAGUGGAAGAGGAAGAACUCUCGAUGACUCAAGUGGGAGAGCAUCUUCUAGGGCCAGAGGAGGCUGAUCUCACCAGGUUGCCACAGAAUGGUGUCUCUGUGGUGACCGAAGACCCUGAAGACAAACCACCUGAGUCCUCACAGCUUCAUCAUAGUACAAGUGAGGAGAUGAGAGAGGCGGAGCCACAGCCCCUCUGUUUUAAAGAGGAAGAGGCAGAGUCACAGCCCACCCACAGUAAAGAGGAAGAGGAGAAGCCACAGCCCACCCACAUUAAAGAGGAAGAGGCAGAGUCACAGCCCCCCUAUGUUAAAGAGGAAGAGGAGGAGCCACAGCCCAUCCACAUUCAAGAGGAAGAGGUGGCGCCACAGCCCACCCACAUUAAAGAGGAAGAGGUAAAGUCACAGCCCCCCUAUGUUAAAGAGGAAGAGGAGGAGCCACAGACCACCCACAUUAAAGAGGAAGCAGCGGAGCCACAGUCCCUCUGUGUUAAAGAGGAAGAGGAGGAACUCUCGAUCACUCAGGACAAAGAGCAUCUUCUAGGGCCAGAAGAGGCUGAUCUCACCAGGUUGCCACUGACUUGUGUCUCUGCAGUUACUGAAGACCAUGAAGACAAACCACCUGAUUCCUCACAGCUUCAUCAUCGUCCAAGUGAGGAGAUGAGAGAGGCAGAGCCUUCAUGCAGCAGCUCACUGCAACACAUGACAACAGAAGCUGAUGGAGACCACUGUGGAGGAUCACAAGCAGACAACCUCUUAGCUCCACUGUCAGAUAGUGACGACACAACGUCACACUCUCCUGAAGAUGAAGACAGCGACUACAACCAAGAAUCUCUGAGCAGCGAUACAGACUGUGAAGGUGAUAUGACGACUCACACUGGAAACAAACACUCUGAAAGCUCUAAAAAGACGACAGAUGAACGUUUUAACUGCUCAGUUUGUGACAAAAGAUUUUCUUGGAUGAGUACUUUGAAACAACACAUUAGAACACACACAGGAGAAAAACCUUUUAGUUGUUCAGACUGUGGUAAACGAUUCAAUCUAAAGACACACAUGCGGUUACACAUGAGAACACACACAGGAGAAAAACCUUUUAGUUGCUCAGACUGUGGUAAAUGCUUCACUCUAAAUACAAACAUGAAAAGACACAUGAGAACACACACAGGAGAAAAACCUUUUAGUUGCUCAGACUGCGGUAAAUGCUUCACUGAAAAGGCACACAUGCGAUUACACAUGAGAACACACACAGGAGAAAAACCUUUCAGUUGCUCAGACUGUGGUAAACGCUUCACUCAAAAGACAAACAUGCAAUUACACAUGAGAACACACACGAGAGAGAAAACAUUUAGUUGCUCAAAUUGUGGUGACACAUUUUCAUGGAAGUCCUCUUUGAAAAGACACAUGCAGAGUCACUGAUGGUGUCCUGUUUGACUCGCUUGACUUCCUUUCAGUCAUUGUGUUGCCACUGUGUUGUAAUAUUCUUUGCACGUGUCUUUGUUCAAUAAAUACAUCUUGUUUUUAUUAAUGUGGAAAAGAAAAACAUGGUGACUGCUGUGGUUUCAUUUGUAGUUAAGUGGGGGGGGGGGGGGUUUGACUGUAU